This is a messenger RNA of Onychostruthus taczanowskii (white-rumped snowfinch), 520 nucleotides long. Its product is annotated as ragulator complex protein LAMTOR1-like. Lineage: Eukaryota; Metazoa; Chordata; Aves; Passeriformes; Passeridae. The transcript has 2 exons. The record is from RefSeq and is a predicted model, not a curated record. Gene Ontology annotation, cellular component: Ragulator complex; lysosome; membrane raft. Gene Ontology annotation, biological process: regulation of receptor recycling; cholesterol homeostasis; cellular response to amino acid stimulus. The annotation marks the transcript as partial. Gene Ontology annotation, molecular function: guanyl-nucleotide exchange factor activity; molecular adaptor activity.
GUUUCAUGCAGGUUGGUGCUGGCUGCAGACUCCUGCCUGCAGGAUUGGCCACUCCAAAUGUGCUGCCUGAUUUCAGCCACUUGCUGCCUUUGUGGCUGAUGGGGCUUCAUCUGAGAAAAAGCAAAAGAAUUGGGCAAAGAGGUGCCUGGCAGAGCUGAGGCUCUUCUGGGUUACACUGGGGUGCACAGGGAGCCCUCCUGGCUGGUGAGGCAAGGGUGAGACUUGCCUUAUCCCGUGGGGUUAGUGCUGCUGGUGUGGGGAAGCCAGGGCUGAUUUUCCUCAUGCCUUUCACUCAGGAGGAGGAGACAAAGCGGCUGCUGGAGCCGGCAGCCAGCCCGCCCAGCAAGGUGCUGAACGGAGCGGAGCAGAGCUACCACAACCUCCCGUCGGCACGCACCGAUGAGCAGGCCAUGCUGUCCUCCAUUCUCGCCAAAACAGCCAUCAACAUCAUUGACGUGUCGGCAGCGGAUUCCCAGGGCAUGGAGCAGCAUGAGUACAUGGACAGAGCCAGGCAGUACAG